CUUAAAUUUUUAUUUAUUGACAUUUUUUUAGCAUAUUUAAUAAUUUGGCUUUCUUAACUGUUAUAACUUAUAAUGUUAUUACAGUCAGAAAAAGUUCUUGCUAUGAGUCAAAUAAAGGGAGAAUUUCAACGGCAAAAACGACUGGAAAAUAUUAUGAGUGCAAAUAAAAAACUCAAAGAUACAAACAUUGCAAUUCCAGUUGUUAAAGAACAGCAAAAUGACGACCAAUUUAAUGUAUCCGAUAAUGAUGAUGAUUUUUUAAAUCAAUCUUCUGAAGAUUCGGAACAAGAUAUUGAAUCACCUCGUGAAUGGAGAAAUUUAAUUAAUGAAUGGAUUGAAAUGGUAGAAGAUGAGGAAUCAGAAAUUCUAAAUCAGAAGGAUAAAGAAAAUGGUGAGAUAGCACCACUUAUUGGUCGCACUAUGGAUUUAGACGAGAUUUUACAAAAGAAACAUCCACUUAUCAGUAAAAGAGCCAAGUGGAAGUUAGAUGAUAUUUUUGAUUUUGAAAAAAUUCAGCCUCCUACAUAUUUG
Messenger RNA from Rhizophagus irregularis DAOM 181602=DAOM 197198, 531 nucleotides. The record is from RefSeq and is a predicted model, not a curated record. NCBI's taxonomy places the organism in Eukaryota, Fungi, Glomeromycota, Glomeromycetes, Glomerales, Glomeraceae.